Molecule: messenger RNA, 1329 nt
Organism: Paecilomyces variotii
Lineage: Eukaryota; Fungi; Ascomycota; Eurotiomycetes; Eurotiales; Thermoascaceae
Product: amino acid permease/ SLC12A domain-containing protein
Exons: 3
Coding region: 1-1329 (442 amino acids)
Biological process (GO): amino acid transmembrane transport
Cellular component (GO): membrane
Molecular function (GO): amino acid transmembrane transporter activity
Source: RefSeq, a predicted model, not a curated record
AUGGUGACAUAUCUGCCGAUAUCGUCGCCUUUCGUUCGAUUUGCGGGCCGCUAUGUCGACGAGGCUUUCGGAGUCGCGGCCGGAUACAACUUCUUCAUCUUCGAGGCUGCGUUAGUGCCCUUCGAAGUCACCGCGUGCAACAUGAUCAUCAAUUACUGGAGCGAUGCAGUCCCUGUAGGUGGAAUCAUUGCGAUCAUACUGGUCCUUUACGCUCUCCUCAACAUCUUUGCCGUCAAGUGGUACGGUGAAUCCGAGUUCUGGUUGGCUAUAGGCAAGGUGCUGCUUAGUUCCGGUCUGAUUCUGUACACGUUUAUCACCAUGGUAGGGGGCAACCCCUUGGGUGAUCGCUUUGGGUUCAGAUACUGGAAGAACCCGGGCUCUUUUGCAGAGUAUUACAAAGAAGGGCAUCUGGGUAAAUGGCUCGGAUUUCUGCAGUGCCUUAUCACGGCAAGUUUUACUAUGGCAGGGCCCGAUUACGUCUCUAUGGCUGCUGGGGAGGCGGAAAAUCCACGCAAGGUGAUGCCAAAGGCGUUCAAUGGUGUUUUCUAUCGACUCACUGCUUUUUUCGUUCUCGGAGUCCUGUGCGUUGGUAUACUGGUACCGUAUAAUGAUCCUACGAUGACAGCAGCCUUUGAACAGGGGCUACCAGGCGCUGCUGCGUCGCCAUAUGUCGUUUCGAUGGACCGACUGCAUAUCCCAGUGCUGCCGCACAUUGUCAAUGCCAUGAUUCUCACAGCCUGUUUUAGCGCAGGGAACAGCUAUGUUUAUUGUGCUAGCAGAAGUCUGUACGGUCUGGCACUCGAGGGCAAAGCGCCCCGAGUCCUGGCCCGGUGCACGAAGAAUGGAGUACCCAUUUACUGCGUUACUAUUGUCCUGGUGAUUGCUCUAUUGAGCUUCCUGCAGGUAUCUAAUAGCGCUUCGGUCGUGCUAGACUGGUUCGUUAAUCUUGUGACGGCCUCCCAACUUAUCAACUACGCAGUUAUCUCCUUCACAUUCAUCCGGUUCAAGAAGGCACUGGACAAGCAGGGCAUCUCGCGUGAUUCCUUGCCCUACAAGGGUCGUUUUCAGCCAUUCCUCGCCUGGUAUGCCCUGGCGGGCACAUUCACCAUGGCGUUUGUUGGUGGCUACACCGUCUUCCUCCCGGGGAACUGGGACGUCCCAACCUUCUUCUUUUCCUACACCAUGAUCGGCGUCUUCCCCAUUUUAUAUAUUGGGUGGAAGCUUAUCCGACGAACGGAAUUCAGAAAGCCUGAAAAAGUUGAUCUCAAGACCGGAGUCGCUGAGAUUGAUGAAUAUACCCAGAACUAUAUACCUACUCCUCCUAGGUGA